Molecule: messenger RNA, 1316 nt
Organism: Blastocystis hominis
Lineage: Eukaryota; Bigyra; Opalinata; Blastocystidae
Exons: 10
Coding region: 24-1316 (430 amino acids)
Biological process (GO): rRNA processing
Cellular component (GO): preribosome, small subunit precursor; cytoplasm; nucleolus
Molecular function (GO): snoRNA binding
Source: RefSeq, a predicted model, not a curated record
CAUCAUUCUUUGUUUGAUUUGUAAUGCCUAAAGAACACAAGCGAAGAAGACAUGCUCAUCAUCAACCUCUGGGAAAGGAGAUUGAUGAAGACAACAAGACCUACAAAGAAGUGAAGACUCGUAAAGAGGAGAAACCGAAGGACGAAAGCUAUAUUCCUUCCGACCUGUCUCGAAAGAUUCUGAACAUUGCUCACGAUCAGCAGAUGGAAAUUAAGGAGGAUGAUAUGGACCAGGAGGCAAACACGGAGCAGGACUUCCAUUUCAAGGUUCCUACUGCCGAAGAUGAGGACGAUAUGGACGAUUUAAGUUCUGAUGAGGGAGAGGUGGAGGAAUUCAUCAAGGAUUACCACAUCGAAGAGGAAGAUGAUAAAGCCCUGAAUAUGUUUUUCGCCCCCGACAAUCGCGAAAAGCAGAACCUCGCCGACCUAAUCCUGCAAAAGAUCUACGCCAAGGAGGCGCAGCUGAACCCAACGCCCACCUCCCAGCUCGACGAGAAGGUAAUCAAAGUCUACACGUCGGUUGGGAAGAUUCUCCACUUUUAUCGAGCCGGCAAGCUUCCCAAAGCCUUCAAAAUCAUUCCUUCUCUCUCCAACUGGGAGGAAAUCCUCUGGAUCACAGAGCCGCAGAACUGGUCGCCGCAGGCGAUGUUUGCCGCCACGCGCAUCUUCGCCUCCAACCUGAACGCCAAGCUGGCGCAGCGUUUCUACUCCUCGGUGCUCCUCCCCGCGGUUCUCGACAAUAUCCAGCAGUACAAGAAGCUGAACUACCAUUACUACCAGUCGCUGAAGAAGGCGAUGUACAAGCCCGCCGCGUUCUUCAAGGGCAUUCUGCUCCCGCUCUGCGAGGGAGAGUGCACGCUGAAGGAGGCGAUCAUCGUGAGCUCGGUGGUGGCGAAGGUGUCGAUUCCGAUGGCGCAUUCGGCGGCGGCGCUGCUGAAGUUGACUCAGUUGCCGUAUUCCGGAGCGGUGUCUCUGUUUAUGAUGGUGCUGCUGAAUAAGAAGUAUUCGCUGCCGUACGUGGUGAUCGACGCGUUGGUGGACUAUUUCCGCAUGUUUGAUUCGGAUGAUCGCGAGCUGCCGGUGCUGUGGCAGCAGUCGCUGCUGACGUUCGUGCAGAGAUACAAGACGGAGCUGACGAGCGAGCAGAAGGAGAUGCUGAAGCCGGUGCUGAAGAAGCAUUUCCAUCAUCAGAUCACGCCGGAGAUUCGACGCGAGUUGUUUACCACGAGUUGUAGAGGAGAGAAGGUGAAGGAGAUGGAUGUGGAGUCGUUUUGGUGUGUUUGUUCGAAACAAAAGAGGAAGCGAGGAAGGCGGUGA